CCGUAAGCACCACAACGCCCUUCGUCGGGUGCCGUGUGGUGCCCGACUGCUGCUGCUUUGAACGGCAGCACUGACAUGGAAACCCCCCUGCAGCUGCACAACGAUUUCUUCCCUGAGCGGCAGCAGUUCCAGCACUGUAAGUACCAGCACUACUGCGGGCGGGAGGACCGUCUCGGCAAGCAGCCGCACGACCGAUGCUGCACCUGCAGUAGCUGCACCUGUGACGCGCGGAAAAGCCUCAUCUUUCGCGGGACGUCGCCGACCACUGUGGGAACUUUGAGGACACCUUCGGAGACGUCUUCCAAGCAAGGUUGCCAGUACAGCGUGUGCGAGUUCACACCUUCUAGUCAUGGUAGUUCAUCCAGACACCAUCCUCCGCCUCCUCCUCCUCCUCCUCCUCCUCCUCCUCACCACCAUCAGCAGCAGCAGCAGCAGUGCCGCGGUCGGGGCAGCCUGGGCAGCGGCCACAAAGACAGUAACUCCUACAAUGAAAUAGCCAUGAGCAGCUGCAGAUACAACGGCGGCGUCAUGCGUCCGCUGAGCAACUUGAGCUCGUCCCGCAGAAACAUACACGAGUUUGAUUCCGAGUCCCAGCCACUGCAGCCCAUCUCAGCCGCGGAUGCGUCGGAACCUCUGUCGUCCAAGCCGGAGAACAAUUCCACCACCCUGAUGCCUUACGCAUCGGGGGACGCGGGGGGAGGCUGCGGCCACAGCGGCGGCAAAUCGGGGAAGAAGAAGAACCAGAACAUUGGGGAGAAGCUCGGGCACCGGAGGGCCCUGUUCGAGAAGAGGAAGCGUCUCAGCGACUAUGCUUUAAUCUUUGGGAUGUUUGGGAUCGUUGUUAUGGUUAUAGAGACUGAACUCUCAUGGGGAGCCUAUGGAAAGGAGUCCCUGUAUUCAUUAGCUCUAAAAUGCCUGAUAAGCCUUUCUACAAUCAUCCUCCUGGGGCUGAUUAUCAUUUACCACGCCAGAGAGAUACAGUUAUUUAUGGUGGACAACGCCGCCGAUGACUGGAGGAUAGCCAUGACGUAUGAGCGCAUCUUCUUCAUCUGCCUGGAGAUCCUGGUGUGCGCCAUCCACCCUAUCCCAGGGAACUACACCUUCACCUGGACCGCGCGCCUGGCCUACUCCUACGUGCCAUCCAAGACUGAUGCGGACGUGGACAUCAUCCUGUCCAUACCCAUGUUCCUGCGGCUGUACCUCAUCGCCCGUGUCAUGCUGCUGCACAGCAAGCUCUUCACGGACGCCUCCUCCCGCAGCAUCGGGGCACUCAACAAGAUUAACUUUAACACACGCUUCGUGAUGAAGACCCUCAUGACCAUCUGUCCUGGCACUGUGCUGCUGGUCUUCACCAUCUCGCUGUGGAUCAUUGCUGCAUGGACUGUGAGAGCUUGCGAGAGGUACCAUGACAACCAGGACAUAACCAGCAACUUUCUAGGAGCCAUGUGGUUGAUCUCAAUCACGUUUCUUACCAUUGGAUAUGGGGAUAUGGUCCCAAACACAUACUGUGGGAAAGGAGUCUGCCUGCUGACUGGCAUCAUGGGUGCUGGCUGCACUGCUCUGGUGGUCGCUGUGGUGGCAAAGAAACUGGAAUUAACCAAAGCUGAAAAACACGUCCACAAUUUUAUGAUGGACACCCAGCUAUCAAAAAGAGUGAAAAACACAGCUGCGAAUGUUCUCAGGGAGACGUGGCUCAUCUACAAGAACACUAAACUGGUGAGGAAGAUGGACCACGCCAGAGUCAGGAAGCACCAGAGGAAAUUCCUCCAAGCCAUUCACCAGGCUCAGGCGUUAAUUCAUUGGGUUCUGAAUGGUCUUGUGUUCAGAUUGAGAAGUGUUAAAAUGGAGCAACGCAAGCUGAAUGACCAAGCAAACUCUCUAGUGGACCUUGCUAAGACUCAGAACAUCAUGUAUGACAUGAUAUCGGACUUGAACGAGCGAGGCGAGGACAUGGAGAAGAGGAUUGCCUUGCUGGAGACAAAGCUGGAGACUCUAUUGAGUAACUUGCAGGCUCUGCCAGGACUCAUCAGCCAGGUCAUCAGCCAGCAGCACAGGGACUUCCUGGAGGUGCAGCUCCAGCCUUAUGACAAACACAGCCCUGAGCGCUCACAGUCAGUGUCCCGACGGAGGUCGUCCUCCACUGCACCACCCACCUCCUCCGAGAGCAGCUAGAGUCCAAGAGGAAUGCCUCCACGGAAGACUUUUGCCAUCAUAUGGCAAAGUUGCAUUUAUCGUAAAGCCUUAUGGUUUCAAUACGUAUUAUCCAAAAUUCUGAUGACAGAAUCCAAGAUACUGGGGACAGAUGGAUUUUAAUGGAUAACUUCAUGCUGUUAUUUGUUUUUUAUUACCUCAAAAGAUGUUGUUAUCCUUGCUCUGGUGACAAGACCUCAAAUAAUGGCGCUUCCCUCAGUAGAAAAGGCCUAUCGAUGGGGCUGCGAUAAGGACUCUACUCCAUCUCUAUGCAGAGGUAGCCAGUUUAAGGUGGCAAGGUUUAACAAGUUUGAAACUAUUGCACUAAAAUAGUGCUUCUCACAGACUUUGUGCUUCAGCGGGCUUGAUUCAGUUUCUGAUCUCCUCAAAGCAAACCAGUGAGAAAUCAGUCAGGGAGAAUGAUGAUGUUGAGGAAAAGUGCUGUGUUUGACGGUCUGGAGUGAACUGAUAGCAGGAGAAGAUGAAAAUCACUCCUGCACACAGUCACUCAGAGAAAGUUAAAAAGCUUGAAAUGAGGGGGAAAAGAGCAUAUAUCUUUUAGGUUAGAAACAGCAUCAACUAUAGCGGUUUUCUUUUUGCAGAGUGCCCCUGUAGAAUGACUAUUUUUGGGGCACAAUUGCAAAUAAUUUAAUCCUCUAGUCGAAAUGAAUGCAUUAAAAUCUGUACUUGCACUUACUUUUUAAUCAAUGCACUUCAAUGCUGACUGACAUAUGAUAUAAAGAUGCGUUGCUCAUUAAAAAGAAGAACAUUUGAGAUGUUUGGGCAUGGGUUUAUUACUGUCAGUUCUCAAGUCGUGGCUAUAACGUUGAUGAAUCAAGUCAAAGCCCUUUUCUGUUGUUUGUUUUUUUUACUAAGAAGCAUCAACUUAGACCUGCAGAAGUCAACAGAAAUUUAUUGAGUGAUCACAUAAUCUGUAAUUACCCCUUGUCUUGCCGUGUCUCACCUCCUUUUCCUCCCUCCUGUGCUAUUUAUGCUUGCUGUCAUCCCAGCCGGGUGACAACAAAUGCUGAACAACAACCCGCAGAGACCGUAUCUACCUUUUAAAAAGAAAAUGCCUAUUUUUAUAUAUUUUGAUGAGGACAAGCACACCUCCUACAACUAAGCAGACAACAGAGAUGUGAGAAGUGACAGAUUCAGCAUAUCCAGCAUUUGGUUUCAUAUUUCCUGGGCUGGAGAUAAGAUACAUACAUUAAAUUGCUGAUUUGGUCUUCCCUGAAUUAUACAUAUCUUUAAUUCGAUUAUUAAGUUUGCAUUCAUUUUAACAUAAGCUUUAGAAGGGCUGAGCUGUAUGAGCAGUAUUUAAAGGCAGAACAGGUAAAUCUACCUAUAGUGGCUGGCGUGUUUUAGGUUGAAAGGUUUUACUGUCAUAAAAUACAUCUAUCUUCAUAUCAACUGAGUGGCCAAUAAAGCCCCUGGACAUCAUGGACAUGUAGUUAUAACGUAACCUCUUCACAGAGCAUAUAGAAGAUGUGGUGGUCACUCACCAAAUCAGCAGCACUGAUCCAGUUCAACCAGCCCACCCACCAUCCCACCAAUAAGCCAAUUAGAUGGUCCAGAAAUUGUCCGAUGUUCAGUCCACAAACUUCUGCAAAUAUAGAAACCAAUGAGAGAUUACACUGUAUGCGACUUAAACAAUAAAAAUAUACAAUUUGACAGGCCUGUAUCCUUUCUUUAAAACUUGGUGACAAUUUGUACCAAGUAGGAAAAAGUGUUUUCGGGGGCAAGAAACUAAUGUUAUUUACAUCAAACUAUAAUAUGUAUAAUGUGUGGUCCAAAUCCAGUUUGACCUGGUGUAGCAUAAUGUAAUUUUAGAGAUGUUAAAGAGGUGCAGCAAUUUUUUUAUCUC
Platichthys flesus (European flounder) is the source of this 4057-nucleotide messenger RNA. RefSeq names its product potassium calcium-activated channel subfamily N member 2 (gene kcnn2). Gene Ontology annotation, cellular component: neuron projection; neuronal cell body; plasma membrane. The transcript has 9 exons. NCBI's taxonomy places the organism in Eukaryota, Metazoa, Chordata, Actinopteri, Pleuronectiformes, Pleuronectidae. Bases 76 to 2172 code for a protein of 698 amino acids. Gene Ontology annotation, molecular function: calmodulin binding; small conductance calcium-activated potassium channel activity. The record is from RefSeq and is a predicted model, not a curated record. Gene Ontology annotation, biological process: potassium ion transmembrane transport.